CCUGUCCAACUUGGCCUUGGAUGCUUCCAGGGAUGGGACAGCCGUGGCUUCUCUGUGACAGGGCCUCAAGCACCCUCACAGGGAAGAAUUACUCCUAGUAUCCAACCUAAAUCUGUGUUUUUUCAGGUUAAAAAUCAACCCUCACUCAGCUUUAGAUGCUGCUCAUGUUCACGGGGAGGUUGAUUGGGUAGCUGCAAUCGUGGUUCGUGGAUAAACAUCUGUGGGCUUUGGUUCUUCAUUGUCCAGAUGCCAGGCCAGUAGCAGUUGAUGGACAGCCCAUCUCCUGGGUGAGGCCAGUUUCACAGUGGCUUCCCUGACCAGGUUCAUGAACCACCCAGCUCCAGCCAACAGCCGCUACAAACCCACUUGCUAUGAACAUGCUGCUAACUGUUACACACACGCAUUCCUGAUUGUUCCUGCCAUCGUGGGCAGUGCCCUCCUCCAUCGGCUCUCGGACGACCGCUGGGAGAAGAUCACAGCAUGGAUGUACGGGGUGGGGCUCUGCGCCCUCUUCAUCGUCUCCACCGUGUUCCACAUCGUCUCCUGGAAAAAGAGUCACCUGAGGACAAUGGAGCAUUGUUUUCACAUGUGUGACAGAAUGAUGAUCUAUGUCUUCAUUGCAGCAUCCUACGCACCAUGGUUAAAUCUCCGUGAGUUGGGACCUCUGGCAUCUCACAUGAGAUGGUUUAUCUGGCUGAUGGCUGCUGGAGGAACCCUUUAUGUAUUUCUCUACCAUGAAAAGUAUAAGAUCGUUGAACUCUUUUUCUAUUUAGCGAUGGGAUUUUCUCCUGCUCUGGUAGUGACAUCCAUGAGCAACACAGAGGGACUGCAGGAGGUGGCCUGGGGAGGUUUGAUCUAUUGCCUGGGCGUGGUGUUCUUCAAGAGUGAUGGAGUGAUCCCCUUUGCCCACGCCAUCUGGCACAUCUUCGUGGCCACAGCGGCUGCUGUCCAUUACUAUGCCAUUUGGAAGUACCUUUACAGAAGUCCUGCAGACAUCAUUCGUCACUUAUGAGAUUGUACAAAAAAAUAAUCUGCACUUGGCCUCUGUAACAGUAUUAUUUGACUUAAAGAAUUUGGGGGAAUUGGAAAAAUUGCACAGCGAAACUGCACUGACUUUGGUAGUUCUGUGAACACAAUUACUGUGAACUGAUGUUUGUGUCCUGCCAUUUCCCAUCACAUGGCAAGUGCUGUAAAUAACCAAGAUACUGUACUGCAGUAACCAAGAGUCCAUUCCACAUUAGCAGAACUGGCUACCUGAUGUUUACAAACAAAUUUUGUAUGCUAGUUUAGUUUUACAAUUUUUAACUAUGUGAAUUUUUCUAAAUUAGUGAUUCAAAUGGUGAAGUCAGUGCAAUAGUGAAAACGUAAUGCUCUUGACAUGAAAUUGGUUUCUAUCACCUUUCCAUGGGUCAUUUCUUAAACAUGAAUCAGAGACAACUAAUCUACUUUUACCACCCAUUAUCUUGGUAUAAUGUGACUUUUAUAGAAACUUUUCUGUGUUUUUUGUAAACUUUAAAAGUACAUUUAUUGAACUGAAGACACACAACUGUCAUCUAUGCAGUUAUUCAUGUUGCAGUCUCUUGCAAGAAAUGGUUACAUUCCACACCCUGUUCUGAGGAGCAAACAUUGUACCUCUUCCGAAGUUUGUGUUGCAGCUGUAAUUGUAAUAACCACUUUUACAAACUAAAACCUAAAUGUGAUUCUGCUGAGUUCUAACAAGGCAGCGUUCUGCUCAUUUACAGUACCACUGAACCAGACCUUAAGUUGGCUUUAUUUGUGAUGAAGAGCUGUAAAAGGAGUAGCUGAGGUGAUUUUCUCCUCCAAGUUCCCAGCUGUACCCAUGCUGCCCAGGGUGGGGGCUCGUGUGGUAAUAUCCCCCAUCCAGGGCAGGGCCACUCAUUUCCCCAGCCCACGUACACACACGUGGCACUGAGACCUGGGUUUCCAAAGGGACUUAAACUGACUGCUCCCACCAGCUUUUGGUGGGGUGGUUCUGCCUGGAAACCCAGGUGGGAGCAGCAGGCAGAGCAUUGCUGAGCACCCAGAGCUCAGGGCUCUUCACAAGCACAGGGAGCAGAGCCUGGAGAACUUGGUCGGGUGUCACUUGUCAUCCUGGGACUUCACACAGAGUCUGACUGGUCUUUGUCACUGUCUGUCUGUACAGGAAAUCCAGCUGUGGUAGCAAGUCAUGACUGUAGGACAUGUGCUGAAAUGACCAGUGUAGAAGAGUCCUUGUAAUCCUGUUUGUCCAAUAAUUGUAUCCUGUCCCACUAUGUAAUGAAUGUCUUAUAUUAAGAUUGACUUUAUCCUUUUUCUAAUUUACUCAGUUUUACAUGUCAGUAUUUAAAAACAAAACCAAAAUGUGUUGCCUUUUUCAGAUUUUGUUCUGGAUCUUGCCUGUCUGCAAACAAUAAAUAGCAAGAUAGGGAUGUUUCAAAGGUCCUGUUCCGCUCAGAUUUGCCAGAGGGCCGCAAGUUUUAGAGUAUUUACAUUUGUAUAGGGAAUUUACCAGAGGGACAAACUUUAAAUUCAAGACAUUGAAGAAUUGCUGUGUGGUGGUAGCAGGUGAUCAGUGAAGUGGCAGCACCACGGCAAACUCAAACUGCCCCAAAAGAGAGCAAAGGGAACAGCUGGGCAGGUGAUUCUGCUACAACAGUCCUGCAGAUCUGGAUGCCUCAGUUUUUUAACAUUGUGUCUAUUUUAAUAUUUUCCACUUUUUGUGAGUCCAUAUAUUUUGUUGAAAUGCAGUACUAAAAACCACUAAAAUACAUGUAAAGUUUUUCUGUAGUCAGAAGUUAAACUAUUGCUUGAAUAUGUUUGUUUUAAUUUUAAGUUAAUUUUUCAUGGCAUUUGCUUUUUGGAGUGUUUGAAAUGGUUUUUAAAAAGUUUCAAUUCGCCAAAAAUAUUUUGAAUUACUGUAUUCUAGUCAAUAUGAUAUUGAAUGUACUAGACUAACAAUAAACAUUUGGUGCAAUUUGGAAA
Messenger RNA from Onychostruthus taczanowskii (white-rumped snowfinch), 2982 nucleotides. RefSeq names its product monocyte to macrophage differentiation associated (gene MMD). The record is from RefSeq and is a predicted model, not a curated record. The transcript has 7 exons. Gene Ontology annotation, cellular component: membrane. Bases 326 to 1012 code for a protein of 228 amino acids. Lineage: Eukaryota; Metazoa; Chordata; Aves; Passeriformes; Passeridae. Gene Ontology annotation, molecular function: pore-forming activity.